GCCUACUUUGGAUAUCGAUUGUAGAAAAACAACUAUAAAAGUUUGAUUGAACAUUGAACUACAAAUUUCCACUUUAAUUUUGGUACAAAAAGUGAUCCUCAUUUUCGGUUGUAAUUUUAUUAUCUAGCCAUUGAUUAUAAACAGUUGUAGAAUUAAUGACCUAGCCUUAUUUGAUCAAAGGUGAAGGGCGACAUUAUACUGUAUAUAGGUACAUCAGCAGCAACAGUAAAAGAACCAUUCUAAAUAUUUUGAGCUACACUGUAUUUAUUUUUCUAACCUAUAAUUUAAACCUAAUUAGUCAGUAUUAGCUUAUUUUAUUUUACACGAAUUAUACAUAAAAUGAACAAACCAAUUCAUAAAUUCUACUCAGAUGCCGAAGAGUAUUGGUCGAAGAUACCGCCGACAAUUGAUGGAAUGUUAGGGGGAUUUGGACACAUAUCUCAAGUCGAUGUGCAAACUUCCAAAAUAUUUUUACAACAGUUAUUUAAAAGUAAAGAUCCGCCGGGCCGUACUUACGCUGCAGAUUGUGGAGCCGGCAUCGGACGUAUCAGCAAACAUUUGCUCCUAAAUAUAUUUGAUAAAGUAGAUUUAAUUGAACAAAAUGAGAUAUUUUUGGAUAGAGCGCGGGAUUACCUAGGACCUAAGCUAAUUAGUAAAGUGGGCAGCUUUGUUCCGGUGGCCUUACAAAAUUUUAAAGCAGAAAGUAAUAAAUAUGACAUUAUUUGGAUUCAGUGGGUUUUAGGUCAUUUAACCGAUGCACAUUGUAUACAAUUUUUCCAUAAUUGCAUAAACAGCCUAAAACCAAAUGGCAUGAUAGUCGUUAAAGAAAAUAUAACAUCUGGACAAUUGGAGGUGGAUGAAAAAGAUUCCUCGGUUACAAGACCUAUACAUGAGCUAAAAUGUUUAUUCAAAGAAUCUGGAUUAGACUGUUACCGCCAAAUGAAACAAAGCAGCUUUCCAAAGGAACUGUACAAUGUCUACAUGUUUGCACUAAAACCUAAAAGCAACUUAGAAAUUAAUACAGAUUUACCUGCUACUAAUGUAAAUUUAGUUGCAGUCAGUUAAAUUGUCGAGGAAUUAUUUGAAAAUCUAGUCUUUUUUUAUAAAUCCUUGUGUUGAUCGGAGAGAUACUAUUUUUGUAUUUCACUAUAUAUCAAAUGAUGUUAAAACUAUACUUGCUGCUCAUUUCUAAUGUCCCUUCAGGCAGAACAGAUUUAUUAAAUAAAACACAUUUCAAAAAUU
This is a messenger RNA of Photinus pyralis (common eastern firefly), 1242 nucleotides long. RefSeq names its product N-terminal Xaa-Pro-Lys N-methyltransferase 1. The coding region runs from base 340 to 1065 and encodes 241 amino acids. Lineage: Eukaryota; Metazoa; Arthropoda; Insecta; Coleoptera; Lampyridae. Gene Ontology annotation, biological process: N-terminal protein amino acid methylation. Gene Ontology annotation, molecular function: N-terminal protein N-methyltransferase activity. The record is from RefSeq and is a predicted model, not a curated record. Gene Ontology annotation, cellular component: cytoplasm. The transcript has 2 exons.